AUGCAUGACCUAAUCGCGGGCCUUGCGAGGCCGCAGGUAGUGGGCACUAUCAUCUGCAGCGUCCUCGUGGCGAUUGGCAGUGCCCUCUUCCACCAAGUCUUGACAAGGACUCCGUUACCAUCAAAUGCUCCAGAGCAAUGGACCAAGAAUGAUUGGCCUAUUGCGGGCGCCUGGCGCUUCUACAAAAGUCGCCGAGAUAUGUAUCUCGAGGCCCAACAGUCGACUAAAACGGGCAACUUCAGUUUUUACGUUGGCAAGAAGCUCAUCGUGGGAUUAAAUGGUUCCGAAGGGAAGAAGACUUUCUUCGACAACCGGGAACUAUCCAUCAGUCAGGGAAAUGCUGAUCUGUUGACCGGAGUUCCCGCCCCUGAGUCGAGCGAAUUUUAUCAUCUAUUCACAAAAAUCAUUACAACUCUACUCAAGACCACGAACUUUCUCAGUGUGUUGGAUCACUUCAAGGCCGACUCACGCCGCGCGUUUGACGGUCUUAUCGCUGCACCAUGUGCUAGGCCUGGCCAAGACUGGAGGGUUAUGGCCCCGUUUGAUUUCAUGCAGAGACUGAUCUACCAACUCACCGUGCGCGCGACCGGAGCGCGGGAGGUUGCCGAGGACCCCAAGCUUCUGGAAUCUACCUUGCGGAUGAUAGGCGAAUUUGAGGGCAGGGCGAGCCAUGCACGAAUCUACUUUCCUUGGCUUCCGACAACAAACUACAUGAUUCAAAUGCUGAAUGGAAUAAAGAUGUACAUGAUUUUCGAUAAGAUCAUCAAGGAUAGAAAGAAAUCGGACAAGACCGUGGAUGAUCCUUUUCAGAGACUUAUGGAUGAUGGUUUGAGUGUACAGGACAUUGUGUCGUUCGAGAUAGCGGCACUUGUUGCCGGGCUUAUCAACAGUACUAUCCAUGCUGCUUAUCUGCCAAUCUACUGGGCAACGAACUCUGAAUGGAAAGCCUGUGUCAAAGAAGAGGUUGAUCGUGUCAUUGCGAAAUACAGGGCAUCCGAGGACCAGUCACCCGCUGACAUUCUGGACACACUCAGUCUCGACCAGUGGGAAACGGAAUUCAAGUUUAUAGAUCUCUCGUUGCGCGAAUCAAUCCGACUAGGACAGCCCGGCACCGCCUUCCGCAAGAACACAACAAACAAGAACAUCCCCAUCGGUAAUACGGGAGAAGUCAUUCCUCCGGAUGCCUAUGUUGCAUACUUGGUUGAUAACACGGGCUUGAGUGAAGAUAUUUAUCUCGAUCCGCUAACGUUCAACCCACGCCGAUUCGAAGAGAAUGUCACAGAGCAGAUGAAGCAGCCUCACUCGUACCUCGGCUGGGGUAGUGGACGACACAUCUGCCUGGGUAUGCGGCUCGCUAAGCUUGAGGUGACCAUGGUAAAUGCCUAUCUGGUCUCCCAGUUUGACUUCGAACUCUCAGACAAGCACGGGAAUAGCAGGGUUGAGCCACUUGCCCCGAUAAAUAGAAAUCUGCACCAGUUUAACCGGCCAGCGGAGUCUGUCUACCUUCGCUAUAAGUCUCGAGCACUUCCGGACCAUUAG
Clonostachys solani is the source of this 1539-nucleotide messenger RNA. The record is from the annotation of a GenBank genome assembly. Lineage: Eukaryota; Fungi; Ascomycota; Sordariomycetes; Hypocreales; Bionectriaceae.